This is a messenger RNA of Pleuronectes platessa (European plaice), 5370 nucleotides long. It is a transcript of the gene rfx1a, whose product is annotated as regulatory factor X, 1a (influences HLA class II expression). The record is from RefSeq and is a predicted model, not a curated record. NCBI's taxonomy places the organism in Eukaryota, Metazoa, Chordata, Actinopteri, Pleuronectiformes, Pleuronectidae. The transcript is spliced from 19 exons. The coding region runs from base 429 to 3152 and encodes 907 amino acids. Gene Ontology annotation, biological process: regulation of transcription by RNA polymerase II. Gene Ontology annotation, molecular function: RNA polymerase II cis-regulatory region sequence-specific DNA binding; DNA-binding transcription factor activity, RNA polymerase II-specific. Gene Ontology annotation, cellular component: nucleus.
GGAGCGGGUGGGUAGCAACAGUUGCCCUGGUGAGGACGAGAAGCGCCAUAGCCACGGUAGCCCUGGCGACGAGAACCCAGCAACGAGAAUCAACAACAACAACAACCGAAUCGCCUAAAACAAUAAAAGAAGACAUUUCACCGGUGGCGGGAAACACACACGUGGAACCGGAGUGGCCAUAACAGGCAUCUGUCUCCACAGGGCUAGCCGGGGUUAGCCUUGCGAGCUAGGCGUGGGUAUCGAACACCAUUCGGCGGUGUGUCCGUUUUUCCCCUGUGAACGAGGUCGUUUGUGUGCUCGCUCCUCGUUCGGGUGUGACAGCGGAUUGUGUGUCUGUGUGUCAUGACGACGCGGCCGCAGACGCACACUCGAGCAGGCCGUUGUUAUGGCGAUGUCAAAUGCAAAAAGGGUGAUUCCCAGCUCUUGUAAUGGCCACCGCAGGCUACGUAGGCGAGAUCCAGUCGGCAGCCCAAUCCCAGGGGACUGGUGUCACCGUCACACCUGGGCAGCCCGAUGCCAGCUCCACCCCUGCAACUGCCCCGCAGUUUCUGGCUGAGAUUCAGACUGCUGUGGCUACUCCCACUGUUGUCACACCCACGGGCCAAACUGCUCCCACUGAGCAAGCCACUUCCAUCAUCAUUCAGAAGCCUGCAGCUGGUGGUCAAGCUCAGCCCACAGCACAGGCCCAGUCAGUUCAGACUCAGUAUGUGACGGCAGAAAUUCAGGGCUCCCCUUCAGAGACUGGAAAUGCUCAAAGCACUCCUCAGUACAUCGUUGUAACAGUCACAGAGGGCUCCCUUCACUCAAGUGACAGCUUGUCGGACUCUAGUCCUCCUCCAGCUGUGGUGCAGACAGGUGUUCCCACACAGGUUGUUCAACAGGUGCAGACGGCUCAACAGCAGACGUCUGUGGUGCAGGCCACCUCCCAGAUAACCAAGACUGAGCCCGGGACCCAGCUCAGUGUCACCAGUCUACAGCCUGUUCAUAUCAGCCAGGAGGUCCAGCAGCUCACACCAGUGCCAGUUCAACAUGUUUACACCAAUCAAGUGCAGUAUGUGGAAGGAGGAGACACCACCUACACCACCAGCACAAUUCGCUCCAGCACCUUCCCUUACACUGACACACCCCUGUACACCCAGACCACAGCUGCACAGUAUUAUGAAGCUCAGCCAACUUCAGGCUCUCAGGCCUCCACCCCUGGAACUCCUCUUACCGUCUCUGUGACGGCUGGCACAACAGGGGGCGUGUCCAUGUUUGUGGCACAGCCCACUAUUGCGGCAGGGGGAGGAGCCACAUUGGUGACCACAGGUGGCACCACCAAUGGGGCAGGGGAUGGGGCAGGCACCAAUGGUGGCACAGCAGGCAGCUAUGUGAUCCAGGGGGGCUACAUGCUGGGCAGCAGCAGCGGAGGGGCAGCUGGCAACAGUCAGAACUACUCACACACCGCCCGCGCCUCCCCAGCCACUGUGAGUAUUACAGAAGGCGAGGAGAGUAGCGUGCCGUCGGCAGACAAGAAGGUACAGUGGUUGCUGGACAACUAUGAGACAGCUGAAGGAGUGAGUCUGCCCCGGUCCACCCUCUACUGCCACUAUCUGCUGCACUGUCAGGAGCAGAAACUAGAGCCUGUUAAUGCUGCCUCUUUUGGGAAACUCAUUAGAUCUGUUUUCAUGGGGCUACGCACACGACGCCUGGGCACUCGGGGUAAUUCAAAAUACCACUACUAUGGCCUGAGGAUCAAGGCAGGUUCCUCUCUUCUCCGUCUGAUGGAAGACCAGCAACAUCUGGCCAUGAGGCAGCAGCCCUUCUCACAGAAACAGAGGUUGAAGCCUGUGCACAAAGUGGAAGGAAUGACAAACGGCACUGCGUCAGGAGCAGGCCAGCAGCAGCAGCAGCAGCAACAGGGGUCAGGGCACGUGGACAUCAGCACCCAGGUUCAACAGUACCAGCAGUUCUUAGAUGCGUCUAGAUCUCUACCAGAGUUCGCAGAUAUCGACCUUCAGGGGAAGUCUCUGCCGGAGGGUAUCGAACUGGAGCACAUCAAGAGCUUUCAGCUGCUGUACAGAGAGCACUGUGAGGCCAUACUGGAUGUGAUGGUCAACCUGCAGUUUACCCUGGUGGAGACACUGUGGAAGACCUUCUGGAGAUUCAGCCAGAGCCAGGAUGGAGAUCCCACGUUGGCUGUUCAUGAUGAGUCAGAGAAGCGUCUCCCUAAGUCCUGCCUGGUUAUUCUGUGCAAGUAUGACCCAGUGCUGCGCUGGAGCCGUGACUGUGACAACAGCCUGUACCAGAGCCUGGUAGAGAUCCUCAUCCCUGAUGUCCUCAGGCCCAUCCCCAGUGCCUUAACUCAAGCCAUCCGUAAUUUUGCCAAGAGCCUGGAGAGCUGGCUGACCAAUGCCAUGAUGAACAUCCCAGAGGAGAUGGUCCGAAUCAAGGUAACUUCAGCCAAUGCGUUUGCUCAGACACUGCGUCGCUACACCAGUCUGAACCACCUCGCCCAGGCGGCCCGUGCUGUCCUCCAGAACACAGCUCAGAUCAACCAGAUGCUCUCGGACCUCAACCGCGUUGAUUUUGCAAACGUCCAGGAGCAGGCUUCGUGGGUGUGCCGGUGUGAGGACCGCGUUGUGCAGCGGCUGGAGCAGGAUUUCAAGCUGACCCUUCAGCAGCAGAACUCACUGGAGCAGUGGGCUGCGUGGCUGGAUGGCGUAGUUUCCCAGGUCCUAAAGCCCUACCAGCACAGCUCUACCUUCCCGAAGGCCGCUAAGCUCUUCCUGCUCAAGUGGUCCUUUUACAGUUCCAUGGUGAUCAGGGACUUAACCCUGCGGAGUGCAGCCAGUUUCGGUUCCUUUCACUUGAUCCGCCUGCUCUACGAUGAGUACAUGUACUACCUGAUUGAGCACAGAGUGGCCCAGGCUAAAGGAGAAACCCCAAUCGCUGUCAUGGGAGAGUUUGCCAGUUUAGGCCGAGGUCUAAACCAGCUGGAUCCUGACAAAGAAGAGGAAGAGGAGGAGGAGGAGGAGAGUGACGAUGAUGGUCAGGAGCUUUGUCUUCCCCCAGAUGGGGUCGUACUUGGAGAUGAGUCUCUGGAGCCGCCUGCUAAGCUGGCCAGAACUGACCAGAGAGUCCUCUUCACCACCGGAUCAGCUGACGACUAACCACAGUCACACUGCUAGAUGUGGGCUGAUUAUAUUAAUCAUACAGACACUUAAAUGUACAAAGAACACUAAUUUAUACACUUGACACAUGUAUAUAGAUCUUGUAAAUGUGUGUGCACACCCCUCGCUGCAUACUGUAACUGUCCCACCUGUUUACACACACAAACACGUACACACACACACGCACAAUCAAACCACGCUCAUUCAGUAUCCGCUGCUGCCUGAAUGGCACGACUACCUGUUGGCACCAUUGAUGCAAUACAAAAUCAUUGUUUCUGCAACAGGAUGCGGUUUCAAAAACCAGUCUCUCAACGCAAAGAAAAACACAAGGCGUUUUCACCCUGAGUCAUACGAUCUUCUGAAAAUAUGAACUGAAAUCCAGGCAUGUCAUUUUCGUUCCUCAUUGUAUUACAACCUGUAGCCUUGACGAGAAACACCUGCUCACCCUGGAUCCUCCUGAAACCGCCACUGCCGUAUCAAAGUGAUCUUGAAAAUACGGUGAUGUGUGUGUGUGUGUGUGUGUGUGUGUGUAAAAGUAAAUUCUAGAGGUUGUGGGUCAGGACCUUUGACAGUCAGAGGUUGCUGAAUUUAGUUACUAAUUCAUUCAAAGGAAAAACACAUUUGUAAAAGACAGGUGGUUGGGAUUGUGUGUGUGUGUGUGUGUGUGUGUGUGUGUGUGUGUGUGUGUGUGUGUGUGUGUGUGUGUGUGUGUGUGUGUGUGUGUGUGUGUGUGUGUGUGUGUGUGUGUGUGUGUGUGUGUGUGUGUGUGUGUGUGUGUGUGUGUGUGUUCGUAUGUGUUUGUGAGUGUGAGGGGUCACACCGCUCUAAUGUGUUUUCUGGAGGAUGACAACAUUGUUUUUGUGUGUGUGUGUGUGUCUGUCUGUCUGGUUGUGUGAUUGUGAGUCAUGCACGUGUUGACUGGUUUCCUCUGUAGAUAUUUCCCAAGGCUUUCCAAAUGUUGUUGAUUUGGGAGACGUGUAGAUUCUCUGUUUGAUUUGAUUUGCCUGUAAAGAAAACAUAGUGGUGUUCUUGGAGUGCCUGUCGCGGCUGCUGCACACACUUGUAAAGAUAAAACUACGGCUGUAGAAUAGGGGCUUUCAUUAGUUGCUGCAAAAAAAACCUUUCUCUUUUUAUCGAACCGCUAGUUCCACGAGAGAGGUACUGUAUGUGUCAUAUAUUUAAAGAGUUUCAUUCCUGCUCAUCUACUAAGCUCCUCUGUGGCCUCAUUGUUCUUUGAAAUAUCAUUUUCUUGCCUUAUUUUGAUGCAUUUUUCCACUUGUGUGUGCCAAACUUUUACUUUGAUCCCAGAUCAUGUCAUUUAUGAAUUUUCUCUCUAUGUUUUAAGGAGGACUGUGCCUGAGUAAGAACGGUGAUAUACUUAUAUUCUGCUGUAUAUUUAUCCACUAUUUUGAAUUUUGUUGUCACUAAGUGAACCUCUCGUGCCGUGUAUGGUGCUGUGUUGUCACACAUUGUAAUCAGCCUGUGUGCUUUCUUGAUUUGUGUUUGUACGUUCAGUUAUCAGUCCUAUCUCAGACCUUAUUUUGACUUUUCCACAAACCCUGCCUCUUUGCACACUUUCAAUUGUUGUCUUUAAAGCUCCGAGAGAGUCCAUCUUAUUUUCAAUAAUCCUUUACGUCUUAGGUGUUUGUGUGUUUUUACAGUGUACAGUGCUCUGCUCAGUGUGGUUCAGAGAAUUUUGAGAGAGGGGAAAUCUCUGUCUGCUCUCCCUGCACAGUCCACUGAGGCUCAUCUCCCUCGUCUCUCUCUGCGAUUCCGCCCUUCUGCCAAUGGCUUUCUUUUGGCUGUUCAUCAAGAUUAGUUGUUGUAAACAUUUCCUUCUUCCUGAUUUAAAACGCAUAUGUCUUGAAAUUGCUGCAGUGCACAUCUUUGACGGGCAACACCAGCCUCAAACCAGCACAUCAUCCUCACAUGGAGUCUGAUGCUACCACAGCAGGACAGUACAUAUCACUCCAGUCUUUUAAUGUCCCAAAGCAUAUAGAAUGGCCAUUGUUUACCCGGUAGGACAAAUGUUUAGUCAUUUCUUUUUAUAGUUUAUUGUUUCUAAUGUAAAAAACAAACUUGAGGAAAAAAAAAUGUUCAGUGGCAGUGUUUUAUGAAUUUGGUCUGCUCUAAGUAUGACUGUGCCUUUGGAGGUGGUAGAAUGCAAUUCAGAUGUUUUUAAUUUUAAAGAUAUAAAUUAAAGAAUUUUUUAAUUGCA